This is a messenger RNA of Vicia faba (fava bean), 1920 nucleotides long. The record is from the annotation of a GenBank genome assembly. NCBI's taxonomy places the organism in Eukaryota, Viridiplantae, Streptophyta, Magnoliopsida, Fabales, Fabaceae.
AUGUCUCGUAAAUCAGACAGUCCUGUUCAAACCCAGAUGGCUGUUGCUUUAUUCCGUAGUCCACUAGGUAGGGAGUACCUUGAGAGUAAGAGAAUGGAAGGGAGGCAACCUUCUGGCAAGAGAAGGGUUUUUGUGCAAACUGAAACUGGGUGUGUCUUGAGCAUGGAAUUGGACCGAAGUGACAAUGCACAUACUGUGAAGAAGAGGUUGCAGAUUGCCCUUAAUGUCCCAACUGAAGAGAGCUCUCUUACUUUUGGGGAUGUUGUCUUGAAGAAUGACCUUAGUUAUGUUCGGAACGAUACUGCCCUUCUUCUUACACGUAACCUUAUGCAUCGAAGUUCAUCCACUCCAUGCCUCUCACCCACUGGGCGAGAUAUGCAGCAAAGUGACAAGAGUGGUCCUAUUGAGAUAUUAGGGCAACCAAGUAACCUGGAUAUAAUGAAGCAUAUGGUCAAGGACAUUGUGAAGGCAAUGAAGAUUGGGAUAGAACCAAUUCCAGUUCAUGGUGGGCUUGGGGGUGCAUAUUAUUUCCUGAACAGAAGAGGCGAGAGUGUUGCAAUUGUGAAACCAACAGAUGAGGAGCCUUUUGCCCCAAACAAUCCAAAAGGUUUUGUUGGAAAAGCUCUUGGACAACCUGGUUUGAAACGUUCCGUUCGGGUUGGUGAAACCGGCUACAGGGAAGUUGCAGCUUAUCUUCUUGAUUAUGGUCAUUUUGCCAGAGUACCUGCAACUGCCUUAGUGAAGAUUACUCACUCAAUAUUCAAUGUCAAUGAUGGAGUCAAUGGGAAAAACAUUCAGAAGAAGAAGCUGGUUAGCAAGAUUGCAUCUCUGCAGCAGUUCAUACCUCAUGAUUUUGAUGCAAGUGACUAUGGGACAUCUAGCUUCCCUGUUACUUCUGUGCAUCGUAUAGGGAUAUUAGACAUUAGGAUUCUUAACACAGAUAGACACGGUGGCAAUUUGUUAGUUAGAAAAGUCGGGGCUUUUGGUGAAGUGGAUUUAAUUCCUAUUGAUCACGGGCUUUGCCUGCCAGAAGCUUUGGAGGACCCAUACUUCGAGUGGAUUCAUUGGCCUCAGGCUUCAAUUCCAUUCUCGGAGGAUGAGCUUUCUUACAUAAAAAAUCUCAAUCCUGCUCGUGACUGUGAGAUGUUACGAAAGGAACUGCCUAUGAUUCGCGAGGCCUGUUUGAGAGUGUUAUUACUCUGCACCAUUUUCCUCAAGGAGGCUGCUGCAUAUGGUCUGUGCCUUGCUGAAAUUGGUGAGAUGAUGACUAGGGAAUUCCGCAGUGGUGAGGAAGAACCCAGUGAACUGGAGGUUGUUUGUUUGGAAGCAAGAAAGUUGUUGGCAGAGAAGGAAGAACUAUCUCCUAGGACUGACCUGGAAGAUGAUGAAUUCCUGUUUGAUAUAGACUGUGAUGCAGCUGGGUCAGAAAUUGGUAUGAAGAUGACAAUGGACAAUUCUCUCACUAGAGCACCUUUUCAGCCUGGACAUGGAGGUGGGUAUGGUCGUAACCCAUUUUCCAAAUUGUACGAGAGCAUUGAGGAGGAGGAGGAAGAAGAAGGUGGUGGAAAAUAUCAUGAUGUUGUCACUUUUCCUCUUCACCAAAAACUCCCAAAGGUUUCUGAAAUUUCUGUGUCACUGAAAAACAUCAUGUUAAGUGAGUCAAGCAAGAAACACCAGAACCAUUCAGGAGGAAAAGCAGAUAAUGGCCAUUACGGGAACACAUCAUCUGGUCGUAGGAGCGCCAACGAGAAGCUUCCUGCAAGCAUAAGCUUUGUGAGCAUGGCAGAUAUGAUUGAAGAUCAAUGGACAAUGUUUCUAGAGAAGUUUCAAGAACUGUUGUACCCGGCAUUUUCCAAGAGGAAAUCCAUAACCAUAGGUCAAAGGCAGAUACAGAGGCUUGGUACCUCGUGCCAGUUUUGA